UUAAAUAUACGACGUUGUUUUUUGCGUAUAGUUUUGGACUAAUGUCGAUUUCUAUUUUUCUUUUCUUAUCUAUUAUUACGACUUCUUCAUGUUUUGAUAAUGACUUCAUUCUCUGUCGAAUUUGUGGUAAUAAUAUCGUGACGACUCGAUCAAUUAUAGACUGGCGAAGUUCAUCCUCGGUUUCUACUUUCACAGACUUUUUGUUUAAUACAGAAAACGUUUUGAUACAAGUGUUAGCUGGGGAUUUUUUUUUUCAAUUCCCUGUUAUUGUUGCAAGUCAUUCUAACUGUACUGGGACUGGGGAGUGGGAGGAAGAGAAGGAGCUUUGGUUUCCUGGUUAUCGCUGGAAGCCUUGUGUAUGCAGUGAUUGUGGUGCUUCACUUGGUUGGGUUUUUGAAAAAUACAAUAAUUCUGACACAAUUCAAGAUCCUGAAAAAUUCUAUGCUCUUAUCAUACCUCAUUUGAUUGAUCAAAAAUUUUUAGAUAGUCUAAUAGUAUAUCCACAACACUAAAGAUGACUACAGAAUUAUCAAAAGCAGAUGAGGAAUUCCUUGCAAGAUGUGAAGAGAAAUUCAAGGAUAGAUUCACUGAGAGGGAUGAAGAAUACAUGAAAACGUUUACUGCAGAACCCUCUAUACCGCCAAUCUUAGAAAAUUGGUGGGUGCGAAAUAAUGCCGGUCGAUAUGAUCGUAGACAUAACAGGAAACCAUAUCAAAGACAUGAUAAUGCAAGCAACAGUUACAAUGGGAGAGACAAUUUCAAGUCAGGGUAUAGCAGAGGCUACAAUGACUAUAAUAAUGACAGUUAUAACAACCACUAUAGCAGAAGAAAUCAUAAUUCCCAUUAAUUUAUUAACUUACCCAUUAUAAAAACAAAUUAGGAAUAAUUCUAAAAUUUAGAGCCCAUACUAUCACCACACUUUGGCAUAAAAAUAUUUGAUUAUAGAAAUAUAUUAUGCUAUAAUAAUAUAUUAGAUAAAUUUAUAAUCCUAAUCUUUAUUUGCACAUAAAAUGGUUACGUUAAAAGUUUUCUAUUUUUGUAUAAGAUGGAACUGAUGAAAUAUUAAAUGUUUGUGAUUUUUAUUACUAAUUAAAAGCUUCAAUGACGUAUUGUUACUCUUUA
Molecule: messenger RNA, 1122 nt
Organism: Leptidea sinapis
Lineage: Eukaryota; Metazoa; Arthropoda; Insecta; Lepidoptera; Pieridae
Exons: 4
Coding region: 42-512 (156 amino acids)
Source: RefSeq, a predicted model, not a curated record